AUGCCUUCUCUCAACGUUGAUCUUCUUAACUCGGCACUUUCUGCCAUGAUGGAAACCCAUAGAUUUGUAUCAGAAAAUGAAUUAACCAAAUACGAUGCUUCUUAUAAGCAAGUCGACAUGAACUCGUUCCAUCAAUUUAACCGUGUCAGUGGCGAUGUCGACUCCAUCGUAAAACAAAGCAGACAAUGCGUGUGUCAGCAAGUCGACUUGGGCUCACUUCAUCAAGUUAAUCUUAUUGGUGGUGAUGUCGGUGGUUCCAUUGCUAAACAAAGUGACCAAAAAUUUAAAGGUGGGCAGAUCUUCGUUAAGACUCUUACUGGGGCCACUUACACUUUUGAAUUCCAUGCAGGUGAUACCAUAUACAAUGUAAAACAAAUGAUGCAAGACAAAAUCGACCUUCCGCCAGACAAACAAAGACUUAUUUUUGCAGGUAGAGCACUGGAGAAUGGUCGCACGCUUGCGGAUUAUAACAUUCAAAAUGAGAGCAUAUUACAUAUGGUCCUACGACUUUGUGGUGGUGGACGUGUGAUCGGUUAUUUACCUUCAAGUGCUUUGGACCCAAAAUACGAUUACGAUUUCACACACGUUACGGAUUUCGAAGAGACGUUUAUGCGAGGAAAUAUGCGGUAUCGAAGACCGUGCGGAUGGCAACGGUUUGCUUUAAAGGUCUCUGGAAAAUAUGACAAUGGUGAUGAUACUUGGCUUGGUACUGGUGAUACAGCUUGGCCAGUGUCUUAUCAUGGUACCGCUAAGUAUAAUGCGAGAUCAAUUUCCGAAGAAGGAUAUUUGUUGAGCAAGGGAAAGCGUUUCGCUUUUGGACGAGGUAUUUAUUCAACGCCUGACGUUUGCGUAGCCGAACUUUAUGCAAAGGAAUUUAAGUUUGCUGGGAGGACGUACAUGAUAGUGAUUCAAAAUCGAGUAAAUCCGAAAAAUAUGAUCAAGAUUGAGGCUACAAGGACUGGAGUUGGCGAGUAUUGGAUUUCCAAGGAAGGAAAAGAUGUUAGGCCGUAUGGAAUCUGUAUAAAAGAAAAGUUUAAUAAUGAUGGUGGUACUUGCCAGUUACUAUAA
Messenger RNA from Paraglomus brasilianum, 1068 nucleotides. The record is from the annotation of a GenBank genome assembly. Lineage: Eukaryota; Fungi; Glomeromycota; Glomeromycetes; Paraglomerales; Paraglomeraceae.